AUGCGCGCGGCGCGAAGCCGCGAACGCGGAGGUGGCGGGCCCUCUAACGGCGUUGCCACGAAGAAGCUGCAAGAGGAGCUGAAAGCGAUGCACCGGGAGCUGGACGCACAGUGGGCGGCGCGGUCGGAGGCAGAAGAAAAAGCGGAGUCCCUUUCGGCUGCGAUCACAAAGAGCGCUGCUCACGCUGCCUCCGUGGAGGCGGAGCUCAAGCGCACCAAGAAGGAGCUGUCCAAGUUGCAGAAGCACGCGGACAAACUGCAGGCGGACGUCGACACAUUCGAGCGGAAAGAGAAGGAGCUGCAGGACAGCCUGAAGACAGCGCUGGCAGCGGAGAAGUCGCUGAGCAAGGAGCUCGAGGUCGUGAGGAAGGCGCACGACGAGGACCUUAAGCUGCUGGACAUCGCGGAGAGGUCGCGGCAGGCGGUGGACGCCACCAUCAAGUACCUCAAGGGCGAGAACAGCCGCAUGAAGGCCCAGCUGGCUGAGCUCCAGGCAAAGGAGGAAGCAGUGCGCAAGGAGGCGGCGCAGGCCAAGGAGGCGCUCGAGAACGCGCAGCUGCAGGCACAUCCGGACUCCAAGAGCGCGCUCACCGCGCAAGCAUCAUACCUCGCGCUGAUAAAGAAGCAGGCAAAGGGCAGCGCAAACGGCACAAAUGGUGGUGGGAGGGCCGGGGAGGGGCGGAACAGCCCGCUGUACGCGUCGAAUUCGCGCACGCAGCUCAUCUCGUCCUCCACGUCGAAGGCGGCGGACGCUGCGUCGAAGGGCGCCCUCCGCGCUGGUGACAGCAAGGAGGCAGUGCUGAGGUCUCCCUACAAGCCGCCGUCUCCCCCGAACAAGCCGGCUCGAACCACCUCCGCGCAAGGAGCAGAGAUUGCGGGUGCCCGGGCAGAUAUCGAGGAUUCUGCGCGGAGGAGAGCAGAUGUGGUGCAUCGGCUGGAGCACCAGCGGCACCAGCUGAAACAGCCCGCGCCAAUAGCCAGGUUCUCCGUGCGCGGGGAGACAGACCGCCCGGCAUCUGGCCGGAGUAGUCUCGUGGGCAUGUCCACGCUCGGAAUAGGGAGCAAGGCUGUGAGCUGA
Molecule: messenger RNA, 1077 nt
Organism: Pedinophyceae sp. YPF-701
Lineage: Eukaryota; Viridiplantae; Chlorophyta; Pedinophyceae
Source: the annotation of a GenBank genome assembly